AUGGAGCAAACUUUCAUGACCAUUCACAACCUUUCUCCCGAAGCCAAUAUCCUCUUCGCCUCCGAGUCGAUCUUCGAUAUUCUCGGCUAUCACCCUCGCGAGGUGCAGGACAGAUCUUGCUUUGAAUACUUCCACCCUGAAGAGGUGCCUUUUGCCCGCUCCGUCCAUAACCGCGGCGUUCAACUCGACAAGGCGGCAGUCCUUCACUAUGCUCGCAUAUUGUCACGCGACGGCGAGUGGGUCAGCUGCGAGUGCUGCUUCACAGUCGUCCACGAUGUUCUAGUUGCCUGUACCAGCGUGUAUCGGCGAGGCGAGAAGAGUGAGAGACGCGCCAUUGAAGCGCCUCAGAUCCGACGGCUCUUCUCGAGCUCUCCUCGUGAUCCUCGAUAUCACAUGCUAGAGCACCUAUCCCCCAAGUUCCGGACCCAGCCGACAGAACGGGAACCCAGAGCCGCUCUCAUCGUGAACCGAUUUACCAGGACACUGACAGUCAUGUUUGCGACAAACGCCGUAUCUACCAUUCUUGGUGUACGUCCUGACCAGAUCAAAGACAAGAGUUUCUAUGAAUGUAUCCAGGAAAACUGUCUUCCCGAUGCCAUACGAUGCCUCGAGAGCGCCAAGGCAAACGACUCGAUUGCCUAUCUGCGCUUUUGGUACCGGGACCCCCGCCGAGAAGAAGACUUCGACGAAGAGGAUGAUGACGAGGAGGAAGAUGAACGUCGAAGCAUCAACUCCAGCGACUCGGAAGGGGGAGGAGCUCGGCUGUACACCCAGAUGGACAUCGAUAUCGAACCCUCUAGCCCGAAGAUCAAGAUGGAGCACGAAGACUCUCAACACUCCAUGUCUAGCAUCAGUUCCGCCUCCAACGCAGUUGCCAUGGAGUCUGGUUCCAGUAGCGGCGCCUACCAGACCCCUCCCAGCGCCGGUUCGCGCACAGGGCCAAGCCGUCCCAGUCCCGAGUCUGGCCCUACACCCCGUGCCCGCCGAAGACGCACACCCGUUGCUCCAUUGGAGCUGGAGGCCGUCGUCUCAUGCACGUCGGAUGGGCUUGUCGUUGUUCUUCGUCGUGCCCGUCCUCCCAUUCCAGCCUCACACCCGCCGCUGCCGCCUCUUUACGACGACGCUGCCAAGGCCGUCGGCGGUCCGCCUCUGGAUCAGCUUAUGAGUUCGAUCCGAGACGUUGCUGUCUUCGCCUGGGCUCUCAUUGGUAUCAACGGGAACCUUGCGACCUACACCAGAGGCUUGCCUCGAGGCGAGGCUCAACCCCCGGACGGAAUCCCCAUCUGGGACCCAAAUGCCAGCAACGAACUAUCCUACCUAGGUCCCGAAAACCAAGCAGUGCAGCGUUGGGCUGAUUAUGAAAAGGGCAAAACCAGCACUCUGGGUCAUGGGACAUAUGCGAACAAUGUAUAUCACCGUGGGCCCCCUGAGAACCAGCAGCGACAGCACGAGUUGUCGAUGGCGAAUGGCAACAUGGGCGGAAACUACACCUUUGCAAGCCAGUCACAGCAACGCUGGAUGGAUCAUGAGCAAGGCGCGGCUCAUGGCUCUCGGCCGGGGCACGAUCAUAAUGGGCAUGCGCCGCCCUUGGGAGGGCAACACCAGCAUAGCCACACGCAAGUUGAUGAUGCUCAGUCAUAUCGACAACACCACCAAGCUGCACCUGGCUUCCCGCCGGCAUUUGGGCACAAUCAGCAGCCUCAACAGCAAUAUCUCCAGUGGGGAAAUGGCGAGCAGAACCCACCCCCGCCAUCGUACCAUAGUAAUGACGGCUAUGGUCCGCCAUCGACACAGGCUGGGCCUACCAAUCCUCCGAGCAAUGGGCAACGCUUUUAUUGGCAGUGA
Verticillium dahliae VdLs.17 is the source of this 1845-nucleotide messenger RNA. RefSeq lists its product as uncharacterized. Gene Ontology annotation, molecular function: RNA polymerase II transcription regulatory region sequence-specific DNA binding; DNA-binding transcription factor activity, RNA polymerase II-specific; protein binding. The transcript has 4 exons. The record is from RefSeq and is a predicted model, not a curated record. Bases 1 to 1845 code for a protein of 614 amino acids. Lineage: Eukaryota; Fungi; Ascomycota; Sordariomycetes; Glomerellales; Plectosphaerellaceae.